Messenger RNA from Haemonchus placei, 150 nucleotides. The record is from the annotation of a GenBank genome assembly. NCBI's taxonomy places the organism in Eukaryota, Metazoa, Nematoda, Chromadorea, Rhabditida, Trichostrongylidae.
AUGUCUGAUGGCACGAUUAGUAAAAUAUCAGUCAUAUCAAUCAGAUCACAAACCUUUUUUCAAAUGCAGAUCGAGUUGGUAACCAGGAUGGGUGCGGAAGACUGUGUCGAUACCUUUUCUACAAGUGAGACAAUAAAGGUGGUUCAGUGA